AUGGCUCUUUCUGAGACGUGGGUACAGUUUGUAAUGGCCGCCACUCUUCCCUGCUCCACAGACCAGGCCAGCAUCCAGGCCGCCGCCCUGCCUGGCACUGACGGCUGUCUGGCCUCCCCGAGGGUCCCUGCAGGACUGGACGCGGCGUGUGCUGGCGGGAGUGGUGCUGCGGUGGAGGUCGUGAGGCCGGGCAGCAGCAUGAGCGGCCGGUGGCGGCGGCAACAGCAGCAGCAGCAGCAGCAGCCAGCCUCAGGUGUGAGGAGGCGCAGGUGUGGUGGCAAGAAUCACCUGGAGGCAGGCAGCUCUGUCCACAGAGGAGAGAGCAAGUUUGAGUGCCAGCAGUGUGACAAAACUUUUGUAUCCAGACAAGGCCUUAAGUACCACACCCUGACACACAGUGGUGUUAGAAAUUAUGAGUGUGGUGAGUGUAGCAAGAAAUUUACCCAAAAGUGUCACCUCUCCAAACAUACCCUGACACACAGUGGUGUUAGAAAUUAUGAGUGUGGCGAGUGUAGCAAGAAAUUUACAAGUAAGUCUAACCUCACCACACACACCCUGACACACAGUGGUGUUAGAAAUUAUGAAUGUGAUGAGUGUGGGAAGAAAUUUAUCCACAAGUAUUCCCUCACCUCACACACCCUGACACACAGUGGUGUUAGAAAUUAUGAGUGUGAUGAGUGUGGGAAGAAAUUUAUCCACAAGUCUUCCCUCACCUCACACACCCUAACACACAGUGGUGUUAGAAAUUAUGAGUGUGAUGAGUGUGGGAAGAAAUUUACCCAAAAGUCUUCCCUCAACACACACACCCUGACACACAGUGGUGUUAGAAAUUAUGAGUGUGAUGAGUGUGGGAAGAAAUUUACCCACAAGGGUAACCUCACCAGACACACCCUGACACACAGUGGUGUUAGAAAUUAUGAGUGUGAUGAGUGUGGGAAGAAAUUUACCCACAAGUCUUACUUCACCAGACACACCCUGACACACAGUGGUGUUAGAAAUUAUGAGUGUGAUGAGUGUGGGAAGAAAUUUACCCACAAGGGUAGCCUCACCAGACACACCCUGACACACAGUGGUGUUAGAAAUUAUGAGUGUGAUGAGUGUGGGAAAAGAUUUACCACCAUUUCUCGUCUCAAUGAACACGCCUUCAGACACACUGGGGUGAGGGAGUUCGAGUGUGAUGUUUGUGGCAAGUGUUUCAAGACAAAGGGUGAUAUUGCCCAGCACGUGAAGAUCCACUUCUGAGGUGGUGGUGUGUGGACACAUGGGGCCACACCUGUACCUGUGGUGGUGGUGGUGGUGGUGGUGGUGGUGGUGGUGGUGGCCGUGCCUGUGUGUGCUGUGAGGGAGUCAUGACCACAGCAGUUUUGUGUGGUGGUGGUGGUGGUGGUGGUGGUGUGGGGGAGUCAUUGCCCCAGCAGUUUUGUGUGGUGGUGGUGGUGGUGGUAGUGGUGUGGGGGAGUCAUGGCCCCAGCAGUUUUGUGUGGUGGUGGUGGUGGUGGUAUGGGGGAGUCAUGGCCCCAGCAUUUGUUUUGUUGGCAGUGCAGGUGUGACUUUCAAUAAAUGUGUGUGUGCAGUAAACCUUUGUUUGUGUAUUCACCAGGUGUAGUAUACAGGGCCUCAGCUACAGGAAUAUAUUGUAGUGAGGCAGCCCCUCUCUCUCUCCUUGCCUCAAGUGUUUGUGUAUUCACCAGGUGUAGUAUACAGGGCCUCAGCUACAGGAAUAUAUUGUAGUGAGGCAGCCCCUCUCUCUCUCCUUGCCUCAAGUGUUUGUGUAUUCACCAGGUGUAGUAUACAGGGCCUCAGCUACAGGAAUAUAUUGUAGUGAGGCAGCCCCUCUCUCUCCUUGCCUCAAGUGUUUGUGUAUUCACCAGGUGUAGUAUACAGGGCCUCAGCUACAGGAAUAUAUUGUAGUGAGGCAGCCCCUUUCUCUCCUUGCCUCAAGUGUUUGUGUAUUCACCAGGUGUAGUAUACAGGGCCUCAGCUACAGGAAUAUAUUGUAGUGAGGCAGCCCCUCUCUCUCCUUGCCUCAAGUGUUGUGUUUCUGUUUCUUUUUGUCUCCCUUCACACAUUAGGUUAUGUUAAGUCUGGCACCAUCUUUGCCUCUCUCUCUCUCUCUCUCUCUCUCUCUCUACCGGUGAGGGAGCACACAAGUGUAGCAGCUAACAGUUUCUGUGUAAUUGUCGUGGUGGUGACUUUCCUCCUCAUGUUCUUGUCCUGGAAGGGAAAGGUUGCCCUCGUGUUCCUCACCAUCCUGUUGUGUCACCAACCGUGUUGUCUGUGUGCUUGUUUGGUUAUGACUGGCCCUGUAUCACUGCGCCCUCAUCUUUGCUCCUUCACUGCUGCCAGCUGUGCCCGUGGUCAUGAUGACGGUGGUGAUGGUGAUGAUGAUGGCGAGCGAGACAUUCAAAGGAGGGCGUGCACGUGCAUGGUGGUGAGCAGGUGAUUGGAAAGGCACAGAACGUUCAGGAUGGAGGAGGAGGAGCAGGAGCAGGAGUCUUUGUGUAUAGGAAGGAGAGGAAUGUAAGAGGAGAAAAGAUAGAUGUAGGCAGCUCUGUCAUGAAAGAAGGCGGCAGAGUGCACAGGGCACCCUGGAAUGUCGUGAAAGGCUUGCGGUGGUCGUGGUGUGCGUGAAGGGGGAGGGUGAGAGGGCAGGCAGAGACAACACCAAGAGUUAACCAGUGUUCUCGUUCAUUCUUCCCUUUCUCAGGUAAACGCUGGGACUCCCUGCCUGCUUCUGCAUUUCCUCCUUCCAAUGGCUUCAAGUCUUUCAACGAGGGGGAGGCUCAAGACAUCGUUUUAUUUAUCUAUUUUUAUUAUUCUCAUUUCAUUUGGCUCCUCUACAGGAACUGGCUUUAAGUUGGCUUUUUAUUCAAAUUUUUUGUUGUCCUUUUCCAACAGCCCUCUUACAUAAAAGAAAAUAACUAAAUAAUAAUAAGAAAAGCCAGUGUCACGGGGUGGCAAAACCACGCUGCCUGGAGAAAUUGUGCAUGGCGUGCCAGGUGUACCAAUGGAAGGAGUAUUGAGGCAGUGAAGGAGUCCCUGGAGACAAUGUGCAUGGCGUGCCAGCUGUACCAAUGGAAGGAGUAUUGAGGCAGUGAAGGAGUCCCUGGAGACAAUGUGCAUGGCGUGCCAGCUGUAGCAAUGGAAGGAGUAUUGAGGCAGUGAAGGAGUCCCUGGAGACAAUGUGCAUGGUGUGCCAGCUGUAGCAAUGGAAGGAGUAUUGAGGCAGUGAAGGAGUCCCUGGAGACAAUGUGCAUGGCGUGCCAGGUGUACCAAUGGAAGGAGUAUUGAGGCAGUGAAGGAGUCCCUGGAGACAAUGUGCAUGGCGUGCCAGGUGUACCAAUGGAAGGAGUAUUGAGGCAGUGAAGGAGUCCCUGGAGACAAUGUGCAUGGCGUGCCAGGUGUACCAAUGGAAGGAGUAUUGAGGCAGUGAAGGAGUCCCUGGAGACAAUGUGCAUGGUGUGCCAGCUGUAGCAAUGGAAGGAGUAUUGAGGCAGUGAAGGAGUCCCUGGAGACAAUGUGCAUGGUGUGCCAGCUGUAGCAAUGGAAGGAGUAUUGAGGCAGUGAAGGAGUCCCUGGAGACAAUGUGCAUGGCGUGCCAGCUGUAGCAAUGGAAGGAGUAUUGAGGCAGUGAAGGAGUCCCUGGAGACAAUGUGCAUCCCUGUUAGUUCAGUGCCAAUGAGACAACCUGCUACUGUGUGCCAGGGUGAUGAAAAUGCUGAACUCGUAUGUGUGUGUGUGUGUGUGUGUGUGUGUGUCAGGGUUUUUAAACUCAAAUUAAUUCACUAGUUUUUUGUUUACUUCUUUCCUAUUUUUUUUAAUAUUUUUUUUAUGCAUUCAA
Molecule: messenger RNA, 3841 nt
Organism: Scylla paramamosain (green mud crab)
Lineage: Eukaryota; Metazoa; Arthropoda; Malacostraca; Decapoda; Portunidae
Product: zinc finger protein 33B-like
Exons: 1
Coding region: 1-1242 (413 amino acids)
Biological process (GO): regulation of transcription by RNA polymerase II
Cellular component (GO): nucleoplasm
Molecular function (GO): DNA-binding transcription repressor activity, RNA polymerase II-specific; RNA polymerase II cis-regulatory region sequence-specific DNA binding
Source: RefSeq, a predicted model, not a curated record